Messenger RNA from Cuscuta europaea, 1025 nucleotides. The record is from the annotation of a GenBank genome assembly. NCBI's taxonomy places the organism in Eukaryota, Viridiplantae, Streptophyta, Magnoliopsida, Solanales, Convolvulaceae.
CGUUUUGUUAUCAAAAGAUUUACUUGAGUGAAACCUAAUCAAUGUACCAAUUUUCGGUUUGGUUGAUUCAAUUAAAGCAAACUGUUUUGCCUGGCCUACACAAUAUCAACUGAAAUGCAUGUUCCCUUUAGAGCGUGGAAUCUUUUAUUUAAGGAAUGCACUUUCAAAAAAUUUUCAAACGCUCGAAUCAUGAAGAAAAAUAGGGUGCUUGCAUAAUCCCUUUCGGUCUGGAUCCUUUUAAUAUCAUAUGAUGCUUGAAUCAACUCUCUCGUGGAUGUUCCCUUCUCAUAUGAACGAUGAUGUCUCCUCGGAGGAUGUCGGUGAUGUGCUCCACCGACGUUAGACCAAGGAAUCUUUGGCACAUGCAUUCCGCAUUCUAUUUAUGCCACCAUGACUGCACAAGCACAGAUCUUAGCCGCCCGAGCAAAUAGACAAGCGCCUCCAGACCUAUCAUUCGAGCAUCUUUUGGAUAUAUAUUAUGAUCUAGACCGACCAAAGAGGACAUCAUUUCAUGUGUUGCACUAUAUCCACUACCACGGUAUAGUAGCAACACAAGAUUACAUCAACCAUGCUUUUCAUCGAGGGGUUAGAAAGUAUUAUGUGGACUUUAAGAGGGGAUUUGAAGGUGCUGUUGAUGGGUUUAUCCCAACCAUAGAAGGAAAUCUUACAGUCACACCUUUGGUCGCUGAAUUUCCAAUCAUGGAAGGUGAUGAAGAAAUUGGACACGCAUUGUGUCUCACUGGCUAUGGAAACCGAAUUGAGGAAGAUGAACAAGAGUGGGGGUAUGGGAGUUCUUAAACUCCCAUGGUCUGGAGGUUGGAGAUCAUGGGUAUGAGAGGAUCGCCAAGGAUGGAUUGCUCUUUGUGUAUGCAACGACAAUUCGCCAAUGAUGGUAGUCAAUUGCACACCCAGAAAACUAGAGUCAUUGAGCCUCUAUCUUAACAUAUUUAUAAUUUAUAAAAUGUUAGAACUCUUUCAUUUGUGUUCGCAUUUUCACAAAAAAUAUCGAAUAAUGAAAAUUCAUA